This is a messenger RNA of Salmo salar (Atlantic salmon), 4240 nucleotides long. It is a transcript of the gene tada2b, whose product is annotated as transcriptional adaptor 2B. Gene Ontology annotation, molecular function: chromatin binding; transcription coactivator activity; zinc ion binding. The record is from RefSeq and is a predicted model, not a curated record. Gene Ontology annotation, cellular component: SAGA-type complex; nucleus. Gene Ontology annotation, biological process: regulation of transcription by RNA polymerase II; chromatin remodeling. NCBI's taxonomy places the organism in Eukaryota, Metazoa, Chordata, Actinopteri, Salmoniformes, Salmonidae.
CCCUCCCUCCGCGGCACUGCUGCUUCCAACAACAAGCAGAAGCCAGCAACAUGGCCGACCUAGGAAAGAAGUACUGCGUAAACUGCCUUGCAGACGUUACGAAUCUCCGGCUUCGCUGUACUGACUGCCCAGAUAUCGAACUUUGUCCGGAGUGCUUCUCCGCGGGUGCAGAAAUCGGUAAUCACCGGCGAUGGCACGGUUAUCAGCAAGUCGACGGCGGGCGCUUCACCCUCUGGGGUCCCGAAGCGGAGGGAGGAUGGACUAGCAGGGAAGAGCAGUCGCUCCUCGACGCUAUCGAGCAAUAUGGCUUUGGAAACUGGGAGGACAUGGCCACUCAUGUAGGGGCAUCUCGGACUCCCCAGGAUGUCAUGGACCACUACGUCGGCAUGUACAUCCAUGGCAACCUGGGAAAGGCCUGCGUCCCCGACAGCAUCCCCAACCGGGUGACGGAUCACACCUGCCCCAGCGGCGGCCCCCUGUCCCCCAGCCUCACCACCCCCCUGCCUCCCCUGGACGUGACCCUGGGCGAGCAGCAACAGCUGGGCUACAUGCCGCUCCGCGACGACUAUGAGAUGGAGUAUGACCAGGAGGCGGAGAAGCUCAUCAGCGGCCUGUCGGUCAACUACGACGAUGAAGACGUGGAGAUUGAGAUGAAGCGUGCGCAUGUGGACAUGUACGUGCGCAAGCUCCGCGAGCGCCAGCGCCGCAAAAAUGUGGCCCGCGACUACAACCUGGUGCCCGUCUUCCUAGGCCGCGACAAGAAGGAGAAGCAAAGCACGCUGGGAGUUGUAGGUGGUGGUGGUGGGGGCGUCGUCGGAGCGGUGGGGAGCCUUCCGACGCCAACCACUCCCGCGGUGACACCGGGAGCUCCAGCCAUCCCGACAGUGCCGAAGCGUAAGAUCCCCAAGGAGGAGAAGGAGCAGCGGGUCAAGUUACGGGGGAUGUGCCAGUUCAUGGCUCAGCGGGAGUUUGAGGACUUGUUCCACAACAUGCACAAGGAGCGCGUGCUGCGCGCCAAAGUACGGGAGCUGCAGCGCUACCGCCGCAACGGCAUCACGCGACUGGACGAGUCGGCCGAGUACGAGGCGGCGCGGCACAAACGGGAGAAACGCAAGGAGAACAAGAGCGUAGCUACCUCGAAAACGGGCCGGGGCGGAGGGCUCGGCACAGGAGGAGGGCUUGGCGGAGGGACAGGAGGUGGCAGUGUGGGCUGCGGUGUCAUCAAAGAGGAGGGCAAGGAUGGCGAGUUCCCGGCCAUAGAGAACCUGGCGGGCUUCGAGCUGCUGUCAGACCGGGAGAAGGUACUGUGCAACUCACUUAACCUCAGCCCCACGCGUUACCUGACUGUCAAGACCAUCAUCAUCAAGGACCACCUGCAGAAGAGCCAGGGCAUCCCCUCCAAGAGCCGGCUGCCCAGCUACCUAGACAAGGUGCUCAAGAAACGCAUCCUCAGCUUCCUCACAGAGAGCGGCUGGAUAUCCCGGGAAGCAUCCUAACAAUCCAUUGGGUUUGUAGGGACUGGGACACGUCCUAACAAUCCAUUGGGUUUGUAGGGACUGGGACACGUCCUAACAAUCCAUUGGGUUUGUAGGGACUGGGACAGGUCAUAACAAUCCAUUGGGUUUGUAGGGACUGGGACAGGUCCUAACAAUCCAUUUAGUUUGGAGGGACUGGGACACGUCCUAACAAUCCAUUUAGUUUGUAGGGACUGGGACAGGUCCUAACAAUCCAUUGGGUUUGUAGGGACUGGGACAGGUCCUAACAAUCCAUUUAGUUUGUAGGGACUGGGACAUGUCCUAACAAUCCAUUGGGUUUGUCGGGACUGGGACACGUCCUAACAAUCCAUUGGGUUUGUAGGGACUGGGACAGGUCAUAACAAUCCAUUGGGUUUGUAGGGACUGGGACAGGUCAUAACAAUCCAUUUAGUUUGGAGGGACUGGGACAGGUCCUAACAAUCCAUUUAGUUUGGAGGGACUGGGACAGGUCCUAACAAUCCAUUUAGUUUGGAGGGACUGGGACAGGUCAUAACAAUUAUUUAGUUUGUAAGGACUGGGACACGUCCUAACAAUCCAUUGGGUUUGUAGGGACUGGGACAGGUCCUAACAAUCCAUUGGGUUUGUAGGGACUGGGACAGGUCCUAACAAUCCAUUUAGUUUGUAGGGACUGGGACACGUCCUAACAAUCCAUUUAGUUUGUAGGGACUGGGACAGGUCCUAACAAUCCAUUUAGUUUGUAGGGACUGGGACAGGUCCUAACAAUCCAUUGGGUUUGUAGGGACUGGGACAGGUCCUAACAAUCCAUUUAGUUUGUAGGGACUGGGACAGGUCCUAACAAUCCAUUGGGUUUGUCGGGACUGGGGGACGUCCUAACAAUCCAUUGGGUUUGUAGGGACUGGGACACAUCCUAACAAUCCAUUGGGCUUGUAGGGACUGGGACACAUCCUAACAAUGUGUAUGGAGUUUGUGGGGACUAAGGAUUGUAGAGGGACAAUGACUCUUGUUCUCUGUUGGAUUGUUGCGUCUCUGUGUCUUGUUAUAAACAAUGUGAGAUGUGUCGUAAGCUCCAGAUUGGACCAAGCUGAAUUUUACCACCUUUUGUCAAGUUCUGACCCAAGUCGUCGACCACCGGACUGUUUGUGAAUAUGUACAUUGCAAAAGAUUUCCCCUUUCUUAAAAAAAAGUUUGGAUACCAUUUACAGGAGAACGUGGAACAAAUAUAUAUUUUUGCAUUUGAAUCCAUAUGAAUGAUAAUGUAUAGGUAGAUGAUACAUUCUCUUUAUUGCAGUGAAGGAUCACCUAAUAUUAUUGGGCAAACCAGACAACACUGUUUUUCAAAGCUGUUCUCAAAGUAUAAAUAGUUGUGUAGUUUGUCUCCAGCUUCCUUUUAGUAUGGUCCCAGAUCAGUUGGUGCCAUCUUGCCAACUCCUAUGGUCAUUGGCAAAACGAUACAAACAGAUCUGGGACCAGGGUAGCUUCCUUUUAGGUUAGGAUGUUGUCUUGGAGAGCACAGGUUAGUGCCUAUUCAAACAGCAAUACAGUCGCACUGUGUUGGACAGCAGGGGGUAUCAUCAUCAUUCUUACCAUGAAGAGAUGGCCUGCUAAACAUAGAGGGGUCAGUAUUUGGCAGCUAACGCUUUCAUAAAGCACUGCGGUAAUCCCCAUUAUGACGCUGUAGCUUUGUGGUGUGUCAGGCUCAGAAUGUGGCACUGUGAGGGGAGCAGAUUAGCCUAACUCCUCCUUUCUGAUUCUAGUAGGCUUUUCACUCUACUCGACUUCUAAAGAAAAUAAAAAGCUUUAAAUAUCGGCAUUAACCAAUGACAUGCGAUCCUAAAGCACAAAUCAAAAAUGUUGCAUAUCUUGAUUUUUCACCCCCGGUUAAGUUUGCCUGGGGGGGGUGGCAGCGUUAACUGUGUGUCGUCCUGCCAGACUAGUUUUAGCCUCUUAAUGAAUACGGGCUGCAUGAUUAGUGUAUUGUGACUCAUUGCUUGCUGUUUUGUUUGCUAGUGUUCCAUCUAUUCAAAGGGAGUUAAGUCAUCAUUUUCACCUGCUACAUUUGCUUCAUCUAUCCUCCUGGUUUAUUGUUUGUUUACAGUCACAUCGUUCUCAAAGCAGGGGUUGUGAAACUGAAUGGGGAAAAUACAUUUUGUUGUUGGUGUUUAGAACCACUGGGUUAGUGUUCACAUAUGGCCUUGCAAGCACACUGUCAAAGGACAGAAAUAUUCUGGUAGAAGAGAAAAAGGACAACUGCCACAGAAAAGCGCAGUUGGUAUUAGACAUUGUUUUCCAUUAUGUGAAAUGUGUUUGUUCUAAGCACGGGUGCUUUAAAAUGUCCCUGGGCAUCUUCUCCCUGUGAUGUCCAGUUAGCCUGUUUAAAACUGAGGUGAACUUCAGUAGAGAUGUGGGUUGGUUGUAUAGAAACAGUAUUACAUUAGACACUGUGAAAUAAUGUUGUGACUGCAUUCGUAUAGGCCUUGAUAUUAGCAUUCCAUCAUAGUACAUUUACCAUACCACAGAGGAAAUAAAAAUGCUAUAUUUUUCUUCCCCAUAAGCCUCUGAGUAUCUGGACACUGACAAGGCCCCUUGGUUCUCCCAUCAUCUACUUGAAGAUUUUUUAUUUUUGUCCCAACAACUGGCGUAGUUUACAAUCAAAGACUACAUAUCUCCUUAUCUGGUUUAAGGUGAAAACAACUGUUCAAGGGUGUUAGUAUGUUCUGUAUUAAAAAUGAAAAUACUUUAUACUG